Messenger RNA from Pieris rapae (cabbage white), 2468 nucleotides. RefSeq names its product porphobilinogen deaminase. The record is from RefSeq and is a predicted model, not a curated record. Gene Ontology annotation, cellular component: cytoplasm. The coding region runs from base 307 to 1554 and encodes 415 amino acids. The transcript is spliced from 7 exons. NCBI's taxonomy places the organism in Eukaryota, Metazoa, Arthropoda, Insecta, Lepidoptera, Pieridae. Gene Ontology annotation, biological process: heme biosynthetic process. Gene Ontology annotation, molecular function: hydroxymethylbilane synthase activity.
AUAGUUAUGUCACAUGUUUAGAAUCAAUUAUCAAACGGUAGCGAAGUGAACUUUGAAUAACUUUAAAUCAUGACAUAAAAGAAUUUAGUUUAGUUUAACUUUAACCAAAUAAAUUAACUUGUCCACUACAGUGUUAGUGACAAGUAAAUAAUUCUAUCGCAUAAUUAUUUAUAUUAAUUCAGUGUUGUUUACAUUACUAUAAGUGAGAUAACCUCUAUGUUAUUACUAUAAUUCUGUUUCACCUUUUUCGUUUCUGUUUGAAAUCUCACAAUAUCACAUCAAUUAAGAAAAUUAAAUAAAUAUAAAAUGGAUAAUGAAAGGAAAAGUAACAUUAUUCGUGUAGGAUCAAGGAAAAGUCAGCUUGCUCUUAUACAAACUAAUCAUGUAAUUGAUUGCCUGAAGAAUGUGCAUCCAGAUAAAGAAUUUACACUGGUAUCAAUGACAACACUGGGUGACCGUGUCUUGGAUGUGUCCCUUCCAAAAAUUGGUGAAAAAUCACUAUUCACUAAGGACUUGGAAGAUGCUUUGCACAACAACACUGUAGACUUUGUUGUGCAUUCAUUAAAAGACCUACCUACAUCUCUACCUGAAGGUUUAGCAAUUGGGGCAGUUUUUGAGAGGGAAGACCCUAGGGAUGCAUUAGUGCUUCGUGAUGAUAUCAAGGCCACUUCAUUGGAAGAUUUGCCUGAAGGCUCUGUUAUUGGAACUUCAUCCCUUCGUCGCACAGCCCAAUUGCGAGGCAAAUAUCCACAGCUAAAAGUAAUAGACGUCAGGGGAAAUCUCAAUACUCGUUUAAAGAAAUUGGACGAUCCGGCUACAGAUUAUUCAGCUUUGUUGCUCGCCAGUGCUGGCAUGCAGAGGAUGGGAUGGGCUGACCGAAUAUCGAAGUUUUUACCAUGUUCGGACAUGAUGUACGCCGUGGGGCAAGGGGCGUUAGCAAUUGAAUGCCGGUCGGAUAGUGAAGAAAUUUUAAAAAUGUUGGCGCCAUUUAACCACCCUGAAACGUACUGUAGAAUACUGGCAGAAAGGAGUUUUUUAAAAACCUUAGGUGGUGGUUGCAGCGCCCCAGUUGGAGUGUCUACUAAACUCAAAAAGUUAGAUACAAAUUAUCAACUCACAAUAUCAGGUGGAGUAUGGAGUCUUGAUGGUGCAACAAAAAUAUGUCAUACCCUUGAACAAACAUUCGAACAGAUAAACAUAUUGGAACAGAUGAAAAAUAAUCCCAAACACAAACUUAGUCCUACAGAUGACGGCUCAACAAAAAAAAUUAAAGUUGUUGAUACCAGUGAUAAUAAUGAUAAUCCAUUAGCAGAACUAGAUAAAAUAAUUAAGUCUGACAAUGCAAACUGUGAGGAAUUAAGAAAUGAUGAAGAAAUAGAGGCAUCGAAGAAGAUAUUUUGUGGUUUAAAAGCAAAUCGGAAUGUUCCGGUGGAUGUAAUUCAAAAAUGCGAUGAUUUAGGUCGUGAUUUAGCUAAUUUGUUGAUUGAAAAGGGUGCUCUUGAUGUCAUGAAAGUUACACAAGAUCUAAUACGAUCUUCAGUUGUCAAGUCUUGAUUGAUAAAUAAAACGCGAUUAACGGUAGUUUUUAAUUUACAAAUGAGGUGACUAGCAAUUUAUAAAAAUUUACAAUUAAAUUUAUAUGUCAAAAUAAAUGCCAUACAAUGCAUAUGUUUAACGAGAAAUAGAUUGCUCAACGAUGUUUAUUUUAAAAUAAGAGCAAAUUUAAACCAUGAAUGUAUAUAUUUAAAAUAUUUUGUUUUAGAUUAUAAUUAGAUAACAAUUUGAACAAAGCUGUUAAAGUGGAUAAGAAUUUUCCAAACUAUAUCAUUUAAAUGAAAUUAUUGUUACCUGUUGUUAGUUAUGAAUUAUUUUUAAAAUAAUAUUGUUAUUGUGUAAAAUCGCUAUAAAUGUCCUAUUAUAGACUUUAUAAUUAAUAGUGUACCUUGCAUGUUAUAAUUUUCUUGUCCUCGAUUUUUUUAGACAUAGCAACAUUCCCUAAUACACUUACGUUUCGAAGUGAUAAAUUAAUAUGAUACGUUUUGUUUGUGUUGCGACACCUACAAUGUAGUAGCAGCUAAAGAUGUAUACAACUAAGAGGCUUUCAGUCCACUGAGGCCCUUAGGCCAGUUACACUGGUUUUUCCUUUAGAUGGAAGUACAAAUACUUAUUUUAUAAUCGUGAUUGGUCAUCAUCAUCAGAUAGCUUUACAUCUAAUAAUAUAUAAAUUAUCAACUGUCGACUGAUCUUUGCUCUUAAUCAGUGGUGAAUUCUGUAUAAAAAAUUGUAUAGUUAAUAGUUAAAAUAACAAAUGAAAUCUCUCUAAAAAGGGAUUUUUAUAAUAAGGCCAUUAUUGCGGAACUAUUUGUAGAUAUAUUUAAGUAAGUACUUAUUACACAAUAUAAUCACGUACUUAUAUUGUUGAAUUUGGGUAUUUUAUAAAUAAAUUGGUUGUUUAUGGGUAUUUUUAU